AAGAGGAGGCGGAGGGGAGGAGGCUAGGGUUUUAUUAUUAGGAUGCCGAGUUUUAACGCGCAGCAGAAGCAGAGGCGAGCUGCGAUCGCGGAGCAGAAGAGAGCGAGAUACGGCGAUCCCAUCACCAAAAAGCUUAAGCAGAAAACUCAACCCCUUUCAAUCUCCGGCAAGCGCCAGCGCAAGCUCUUCAAAAAAUGGCGCAGGGAGCAAAAGGAGGCUAUUGGGAAAGGUUUAAUCACUAUGGAAGAUGUUGAAAUGGCUGUUGCUGAUGGGAAAGCUGGAGGUGCCAAUAAGAACCCAAUGAGUUUCCAUUUAAAGAAGAGCUCAAAACUCAAAGUGAAGCAGCUCAAGAAAAAGAAUAAAAAGAAAGGGAAGAGCAAAACAGAAUCCCAGAAAGAAACUGCAGGAACUUCUGGGGAUGCAAUGGAAGAGUGAAGGGGAAAAGCAGAAUGUGGGGUUUAUUAUAAAUUUUUUGUACAAGCUACUAGCACACCUACAUAGUUUGACAAUGCAAUGUUGUUCUUUUGAACUUCUGAUUCACUUCUAUGUAUCCUAUUCUCUUCAUUAAAACUCUGCAAUUAUGUGUGAUAAUGAGUGAAUGAAAAUGCUACUCAUGAUUCCACUGGUUCUAUGGUUUUUCAUAGUGUGUGUUUGUUUCAACUCCAAUUAGUUGGUUCUGCUUUAGAGGAACAUAAAACAAAAUUUGUUAAUUUUA
Molecule: messenger RNA, 715 nt
Organism: Cuscuta campestris
Lineage: Eukaryota; Viridiplantae; Streptophyta; Magnoliopsida; Solanales; Convolvulaceae
Source: the annotation of a GenBank genome assembly